AUGGAUUAUAUGGAUGAUCCAGAACUCGGAAACCUUACAUUCGGAGAUUAUGUGGCCAUUAGCCCAGAAGGUUCGAUAGUGGCAACGUUCACCCAAGAGACCCGACAUGACUAUUCCAUAACAAUUAAAGAAUUGGCGACAAGCAAAGAAAAAAGAAUAACUUUUAAUUUGGAACGUGACGAUAAAACCAUUGGAUGGUCUUUAGCUGUUUCAGAUAUCAUUAAUAAUAAUGAAAUUGGCGUAGUUGCAAUAUCUUGUAUUACUGAAAAAGAUAUGAAACCAAAAAGAGAUGAGGAAAUUAAUAAAUAUCAAAUAUUAUUAAAAAUAAUUAUCAAUCAGAUAAAUAUGUUUUCUUAUUUUUUUGAUUAUGAUAAACAAUUUCGACUAUCCCAGGUUCCUAGCGAGGGGAUGACAAUGCUUUUCAAAUUUUCAUUUAACAAUAAUAACAAUUAUAAUGACACUAAUAAUAAUACAAAUAGUGACGCUAAUAGAAAUGAUAAUGAUAAUACCGUGAAAAAUUUUGGUGGGGUUGUUUGUUUUUUAAAAAAUUCUUCGAAUAGUGCAACACUUGUCUGUACGAAUUGUAUAAAAAUACAAAAGAAAGAGAUUAAAUUAAAUGAAUUAAACGAAUUAGACGUACGCGAAAAGGGUGGAUAUAUAUUACCUGAAAAUUUAUUUAAAGAAUUGGAAAAAUAUGAUGAUUCGAGAGGAGAUUUGAGCAAUCGGAAUAAUUGGAAAUAUCUUUUAAAAUCUAGAUUUCAGGAAUUUUUAAUGGUUGACACAAGCGAUUACCAACAAAUACAAAGUAUUGAAAUAUACAAUAUUGAUACUUCACAGUUAGUGAAUGUUUUUCACAGAAAUCGAGGAGAAAAAGAUUAUAUAAUUUCAAAAAACAAUGAACCCGGAAUUUUUGCAAUAUCAACUGAUUCAAAAUUAUUUGCUUAUUCUUAUGGAGACGACAACAUUACAAUUUAUUUGAUGGAAAGUGGUCUUGAGGUUGUUUCGAAAAAAUUUGAUAAUAUUCAUAAAAUUAAAUUUUUAGAAUUUAUUGAGAAAGAUGAAAAAUUUAUUCCAAUAAGACAUAAUGAUAGAAAUUAUCAUACUUUGACUAAAGCAAAUGGAAAAAUAGUUUUUCUUAAUCAUAAUAAUCAAGCUGAAAUUCUACCAAAAACAAUUAUAGAAAGAUCCACCUUUGGAGAAAAUGAUGUGACCGAUGAAUACGAGUAUAAUUCACAUGAUCUAGAACCAUGGAAUAAUAAUACAGAGACUAUUACACCUAUUCGUGGUAGAUUUCUUAAUAUAAAUGACAGAAAAUUUCUUCUUAUAAUUGGUCAAAAUAGUAUUCAAGUAUGGAAGUCAAAUUCCCAAAAUUUUAAAGAUUUUGAAGAUUUUAAAAAUUUUGAAAAUUCGAAUCUUGUUUACAUAUUAAUACAUGAUAAUCCAACUAAAUUUCAAAUAGAUGAUGACAUGACUACUGUUAUAACUAAUGCAUGUAAAUCACUUGCCUAUCUAUAUAACCGUACAAAAACUAGUAUUAACUCUAAGGAAAAAUGUGAAAAAUUUGUCAGUGGAAUCAUAACCAUUAUUAAGGACUUUAUCGAAGAAUAUCCUGAUAAUUGGAAACUUAUGGAAGUUCAAUAUCCUUUAAUGGCAUAUCUAAUUUAUUCACGUUCAUUUUCUUUAAUAAAAUACAUUCUGUUUGGAGUUGAGUCUAAAAAGAAAAAUACUGAUACGUACUUAAAAUCAGCUAAAGUUUUAGAUAAGGACUUAAAAUCAGCUAAUGAUUUAGACUUAGCUUUGAAAUUUUGCCAAGACCAAGAUGCUGUUAUGUUGGCAUAUCUAUUAGAAUAUUAUUCUGAGAAUUCCAUGGAUCAUAUUGGUUGGAUGAUUAAUGUUACAAAAAUUCUUCCAGAAUUAUCUAAACAUGAUUAUGCAAAUUAUAUGGAUUUAUUACUUUAUAAACCUUGUUUUGGAGAAAUGAAAUUCAAUUUUCCAAAUAAAACAUUUAAUUCGCUAUCGGUUAGCCAAGAUACAUUAAAAGUAUAUAUACCACUUACUCAGCUUAUCUCAACAGAUCAUUUGACUAUUUUGAAAUGCAUGAAGUACAAAAAAAUAAGAUACGAUAAAUUACCCGACAUUUGUAUGAUUCCACUACCAAAUUUUACAACUUAUGAUACAAAAAUAAAAGAUGAAACUGUUCAAGUAGGAGUACUUAGAACAUUAACUGGAAUUUUGCUCGGAUUGAGAAAUAUAAUAUUUCCACAUUUUUAUAAGAAUAAAGAUUUUAGCCCAUAUCUCCAAGUAGAAAAAAAUAUUGAUACAUUUUUUAGCAUUCCGGCCAUGGAAGCAGUUAUAAAUUCAAGAUGGAGUCAAACAAAACAAUAUUUGUUGAUAUCUUUAAUUUAUUACAUUAUAUUUUUAGUUUUAUUUUCUGUUCUUUCUUGGCUUUAUUUAAAUAAUGAUAUUAAUGAUAAAAAUAAGUACUAUUUUUUAAUUAUGAUCCUAAUAUUUUAUUAUUCUGGAAUAUAUUUAUUAUUAGUUGAAAUUAUACAAAUGAUAAAGUAUAAAGGCAAAUAUUUUACAUUAUUUAAUAUAUUUGACCUAUGUAGUGUCAUUUUAGGUAUGAUUAUAUUUUCUAUAAUUUUGGCAAAUUCAUUCAGUAGUAAAAUUAACGGGCUCAAUUAUGAAUGGAUGAUUUUCGCAACAUCAGUAACUGCCUUUUUACUUUGGAUUGAAAUGCUUUUAAGGUCAAGAUUAUUUUCAGAGAUAGCAAUAAAUAUAUAUAUUUUUGGAAAUAUUUUAGGAAAAAUUUUACCAUUUUUUGCAUUUAUGCUUAUUUUAAUUAUGGGAGUUGGGCAUUCAAUGUUUAUUCUUUUUGGAUUUUCAUCACUUGUUGAUUCACAACGGUCAAACUCGAGUUUUACAUUAAAAAACGGAACUGAUAAUUUUACUUUAACAGAAGAGACCCCUAAUAACCCUUUCGAUACACCAUUAGAUGCUAUACUUUCAGCAUACAAUUGGGAUUCAACUAAUUUACUUCCUUAUAAAUAUUGGGCAUUGCAAUUAUUAGCAUUCAUAGCGAGUGUUGUUAUAGUACUUAUAUUAUUAAACAUGAUUAUUGCAUUAAUGAAUGACACAUUUAAUAAGGCUAAAGAAGAUGGUAAACUUGGAUUAUUAAUAUUUAGAUCAGAACUUAUUAAUGAUUAUGAAAGACUUAACGUUGAUAAUCCUUUCUUUGGCGAAUCAUUAAAUGAUAAUUUACAAUCCCCAUAUAUUUGUUUCCGUCAAGAUCCUGACUUAAUGAAAAGAUGGAAGAAAAAAUCUAGAGAGCUUAAAACGAAAAAAUUAUAUUCAUGGUUUAAUGAAAGUGCUGAUAAAGAAAAGAUAACUUUUGACAUUAACCUUUGGUAUGAGGCACUUAUUUCUGGUAAUGAAGAUUAAGGAUAUUUGUAUCUAUAGCUUCUAGUU
Molecule: messenger RNA, 3468 nt
Organism: Rhizophagus irregularis DAOM 181602=DAOM 197198
Lineage: Eukaryota; Fungi; Glomeromycota; Glomeromycetes; Glomerales; Glomeraceae
Source: RefSeq, a predicted model, not a curated record